Serpula lacrymans var. lacrymans S7.9 is the source of this 776-nucleotide messenger RNA. RefSeq lists its product as uncharacterized. The transcript has a single exon. NCBI's taxonomy places the organism in Eukaryota, Fungi, Basidiomycota, Agaricomycetes, Boletales, Serpulaceae. Bases 527 to 721 code for a protein of 64 amino acids. The record is from RefSeq and is a predicted model, not a curated record.
CACAUUCGAGCAUCAGGCUGUACACGGCGAUUGCAAGGAAUGAACCAGAAAGAAAGCUCUGCGAUCAUGAUCCAUCCUUUGAAUCGGACCGAUCGCUAGUGAGCGCAAAUGGGAUACAGGAGAUUGCGAAGCUUGUGACAAUAUGUAGUUUGAGUGACUAUUUAGCGGAACGAUCUCGUUGCAUACAUCAUCGCCUCAUGGUGUAGGUCGGAUCUAAAUCGAUUGCAGGCUGGUAGUCAAAUAACAUCUUGUAAGAUGAACAGCAUACGAUUUGAACACGAUUAGAUCCUCGAUGGUCGAAUACGAAUGAUACCACAAGGGAGACAGGAGGAACAUUGUGAUUCCCUGAAGAUUAUCGAUACAUAAAUUAAUCACAAGGCGACCAAGGCGAGGAUGAGACAGGAGUUGAUAGCACGUUACAGACAUGCAAGAUAUGCACAGAAGAAGCUCUAGAUGACAAGAAGCAUUGGGAACGAGGCAAGGUGGGCCGUAAGAGCACGGUGAACAGCGCUGUGAUGUGGCGAAUAUGGACGAACACGCAGUUUACAUUCGCCUAAGGAUAAGACCACUUGGAAGGAAACCAAAAAUACGUGUAGUGGCCGUGCAAUUACCCCACAGACAGCGGCAGGAACAAUAUCGCCCGAAACGAUAUUUCCGCAUGGACCAUAUAGAUCGCCUUCUGGCUUGCGAGGGUGAUGGAAGAGAGCUAGAAGAGGAAUAAUGUGACCAGUCGCCUGACAGGAUAUGGGCUGUAGAAAUAUCAGAAAUUAGAGAAC